CUUGAGUUGUAUGUGCCAGUAGGCGGGGGCAAGGACGCCAAGAGGAAGAAAUUGUAAAAUCGGUAGAAAUAGUGGGAAUGAAAGUGUCGGUUGUUUCAAAUGUAGGAGGCAUGUUAUCAUGUGAAUUGAGGUUGCUUGCUUUUGCGUAACAAAUUUCAAUAAACUUUUAUUUAUGUUUGAUGUUAGAAUAAUAUUUAACCAUUUGUUCAGACUGUUGAUGACUUCUCGUUUUCACCUCUUUAAAAUGAAACUCAUGGAAUAAUUUAAAUAUACAACACACACGUGAACAUGUUAGCUAUAUGUGUGAAUUUACGAACUUUAGCGACACAUCUUUUAGUGCAUAAUGCAAGGCAUAUAGGUAUAAAAUGGGUGACUCUAUUGCCAAAAAGAUGUAGUUUUGUUUGCACGAGAAUUUUGUCAGUGUACCGGCUUGAGGAGUGUGAUAAUUACAGUACUUUAAGUUUAACAAUAAGCCAGCGACAGAAUUGUAAAUUUCCUCAUAAUUCAGAUGUUUUGUUCCUACAUUAUAAUGCUCGCAGUAAUUCUUCAAAGUCAGAUUGUUGUCAAGUGGGAAUCGACAGAAGAGCAGGAAAACUUGCAGCAGCGUUUGUUAAUAAUUCAGCUUCAGCUCUACAGCCUUACAUGAAAUUGAUGAGGAUUGACAAACCAAUAGGUUCUUGGCUGCUGUUUUGGCCAUGUGGUUGGAGUAUAGCAUUGAGUGCAUUGCCAGGAGCUCUGCCAGAUCUCAAGAUGUUGGGGCUCUUUGGUCUGGGAGCAUUCAUCAUGAGGGGUGCUGGGUGCACUAUAAAUGACAUGUGGGAUAGAGACAUUGAUAAGAAGGUAUCUCGAACAAAAGACCGACCUCUAGUCAGUGGUGUCCUUUCUCAGCUUGAGGCUUUGGUGUUUCUUUCUGGUCAGCUGGGUCUUGGAUUGCUCGUGCUUCUCCAGUUAAAUUGGUACAGCAUUCUUCUCGGAGCCAGUUCCUUAGGUCUAGUCAUAAUUUACCCUCUUAUGAAGAGGGUCACUCAUUGGCCACAACUUAUAUUAGGAAUGACAUUCAACUGGGGAAUUCUUCUCGGUUGGUCUGCUGUCAAUGGUUCCUGCAAUUGGCCCAUUUGCCUGCCACUCUAUGCAGCUGGAAUUUGCUGGACAAUAGUCUAUGACACAAUCUAUGCGCAUCAAGAUAAGGUAGAAGAUGUACUUCUUGGCAUCAAGUCAACAGCGAUUAUGUUUGGAGAAAAUACAAAAUUAUGGCUGUCAGGAUUCACUUCCAUGAUGAUUUCUGGCUUGGUUGUCACAGGAGUACAAUGUGAUCAAACGUGGCCAUACUACGCAUCUGUUGGAUUUGUUGCCGCACAUCUCAGCACUCAGCUGUAUACUCUGAACAUCAACAACCCAGUAGACUGUUCCAUGACGUUUGUUUCAAAUCGAAAUUUCGUCAGGGAACGGACAAAUCUUCGUUACUGGCCUUCGGUAAGACCCCUUGCUGGUCCGCACAGUCACUACCUGAACUAGGCAAUCAGCCCCAGGAUGGGUCUCCUCAAUGAUGCCUGUCGGCCAGGUGAGAGGAGGAGCGUUAUCUUCCUUCAGGAGCACCAGCCUUCCUGGUCGAAGAUUAGGCUGGUUCUGCAACCACUUGGAACGCUGCUGGAGCUGGCCCAAGUAGUCUGCCAACCAGCGCCUCCAGAUGAGCUGCCGGCACCGCUGGACCAGUUGCCGUCUUGACAGACGUGAGGAUGGCCCGACAUGACAAUCUGGUUCAGGGAAGGACAUUAAGGGCUCACCAAUAAAAAAAUGCCCCGGAGUAAGGAACACACAAUCACCAGGACUGCUAGGUAUUGGAAUGAUGGGCCUAGAGUUCAUGCAUGCCUCAAUUUGCGUGAGCAGUGUGGUCAUUUGUUCGAAUGACAAAAGAGUGUUACCAGCUACCUUCUUGAGGUGAGUCUUCACCGAUUUGACACCCGCUUGCCACAGUCCGCCGAAGUGAGGGGAGUGGGGGGGGAUUAGAUGCCACUCCAUCCCUUCUUGAGCUGCGUAUCUUGAUAUAGCUGAAAGAUGAUCCUUUGAGCCUAGCAGUCGAGACAUCUUGCUCAGCCGUCGUUUCACUCCGGUGAAAUAUGUGCCGUUGUCACUGUACAUCUGACUGCAGCACCCACGUCUUGAAACGAACCUUCGUAACGCAGCAAUGAAGGCUUCAGUUGUCAAGUCGCUGACCAGUUCAGUAUGUACGGCCUUAGUCGCCAUGCACACAAACAGUGCUAUAUAGCAUUUUUCUCUGGGUUCUACUUCAAGGAUUACUGUAUUUCACUUGCAAGGGCCCACCAUAGUCCACACCACAAUGGGAGAAUGGCUUGCUUGGUGUGACGCGAGAUACAGGCAGCUGUCCCGUUAGCUGCCUGGUGGCCUUGGCCUUCGUUUUGAAACGUAGCACACUUUCGGAUCACUUGUCUGACAACCGAGCGGCCAUCAGUUGUGCAGAAUCGCAGUCGCAGCGAAGCUAGAAGAAGUUGGCUUCCAGCAUGCAGCAAUCGUAUGUGCUCAUUCCAGAUCAACAGUUUGGUGACAUGAUGUUUGGAUGGUAGGAUGAGGGGGUGUUUCUGAUCAAAGGGUACGUCAGCGUUCUCCAGUCUACCACCCACCCCCAACAGGUUGUUCCCAUCCAGGAAGGGAUGUAACGUCAGAAGCUUGCUGUGAGAGGGUAAUGCUUUCCCUUGCUGCAAACUCUGGAUCUCCUGAGCAAACGAUGAGUGCUGUGUAAUGCGAGCAAUGACAAUCAGCGAAUUGUGAAGCUCGGUAGACGUCAGUGGUCUGUGCUGGCCUGAUGCUGCACCUUGUUUCAGCUUGUAGAGGAACCUGAGAACGUAGGCAAAGACUCUUUGUAAUUUUGCCCAACUGGAGAAUCGCUUGAAUGAGGCUUCUAUCUCUGAAUAGACGGUAAUGCAGCAUAGCUUUACUCCUCGCCAUUCAGGAACCUUCUCGGGAUCUGCUGGGGGCUGUGCUGGCCAGGAGGAGGGAUCCUAGCUUAGCCAGGAAGGUCCCACCCACCAUAGCUGAUUGCCUUGAAGUCGUCGUGGGUCCGUUCCUCUGGAGAUGAUGUCCGCAGGGUUGUCCUGUGAUGCGACAUGUCUCCAAGCUUGGUAAGUGGUUAGCCGUUGGAUCUCUGAGACUCUGUUGGCCACAUAUGUUUUCCAAGUUGACGAGCACCCAGCUAUCUAGGCUAAAACAACUGUGGAGUCCGUCCAGUAAAAGCGUUGAACAAUUUGUAGGUUGAGGGCCCUAUGCACCAUAUCUACUAACUGGCUUAACAGAAGGGCGGUGUUCAGCUCCAGUCUUGGGAGCGACACCUGCUUCAAUGGGGCCACUCUUGAUUUAGAACAUAACAGAUGAAGUGUGAUGGUUCCGUUUGGGCUUGCAGAACGUAGAUAGACACACGCCCCGUAGGCUCUUUCUGAGGCAUCGGCGAAGCCAUGAAGUUCUACAGUGAUGCUUGUGCCGUCUGCUGUGAUUCUUCUGGGUAUACUAAUCCUGUUGAGAUCAGGCAGCCGUUGGUGAACUUCCUCCCACCGUGUGGCAAGUUCUGAAGGCAAUCUCGAGUCCCAAUCCAGCUGUCGUUGCCAAAGGGUUUGAAUGAAUAACUUACAUUGUACGAUGACAGGUCCUAGUAAUCCGAAUGGGUCGUAUAUGGAUGCUACAUUAGCCAGCACCAUUCUCUUCAUCCAUGUCACAUUCUUGUGCCUGCUGUCCACCACACUGAAUUGGAACAAGUCACUACUGGGAUACCAGUGCAGUCCAAGAGUCUUCACUGCACCCUCGUCAAGAGGAAGAUUGCAAGGUCCCUGUGUCUCCUGAAGUGCGGCUGGAAUGGCCUCCAAAAUGUCUAGACUGUUGGAUCGCCACUUCCAAAUAGGGAACCCUCCACUCUUGAGCAAUGAUGUGACGUCGUCAUAGAGCUGGAUAGCUUCGCUAACAGUGUCCGUUCCUGUGAGCAGGUUGUCGACAUAGAAGUCAUUCUUAAUUACUUCAGCUGCAGUCAGUUGCGUAGGUUGACCGUCAAGUGCCACCUGUAGUAAACAUCGUGUUGCCAGAAAAGGAGCUGCAGCGGUUCCGUAAGUUACGGUGGUCAGAUGGUAGGUUUCUAACCGUUGACUGGGAUGACUUUGCCACACGAUUCUCUGGAGGUCUCUGUCGUCCUCAUGCACUUGAAUCUGUCAGUAAAUUUUCUCCACGUCUGCAGUCAAUGCGUACCUGUGUGUGCGACAGCGUAGUACUAAGGAGAACAGAUCCUGCUGGAUGGUUGGUCCUACCAUCAUGAAAUCAUUCAGCGAGAGUGACAAGGUGGUUUUUGCUGACGCGUUAAAGACUACUCUAACCUUGGUAGUGCUGCUUGUAUUCUUUACUACCGCAUGAUGAGGCAUGUAAUAGCAAGACCGAUGCUGGUCAGUAGGGUCGACGAGCUCCAUGUGCCCCAGUCGCAGGUACUCAUCCAUAAACUUGACAUACUCAUUCUUCAAAUCUGGGUUUCUCAGUAAUCUCCUUUCCAUGUACCCAAAGUUCUGGGUGGCAGUGGCAAGGGAGUCCCCAAGUUCUUCAACGUCUUGCCGUAAGGGUAGCCUCACUCUGAAUCUGCCUGCAUCAUCACGGGUAACAGAGUUUGUGAAAUGCUCUUCACACAUGCUCUCUUCCUUGGACUGGUGGCGUGUCGUCAAUUCUUCUUGCAGCCAGAAACGUUCCACUUGUGCAUGCAAGUCGUGAGUUGUGGUUACCAAUGAGGUUGUUGCCAUCUUCCGUUGUCCCACGGAAUGUGCAGGUAUAUGUCCUGACAAGACCCAACCAAAUUGAGUAUUCUGGAGUGCUGGGUGGCCCUGCCUAGAUUCCUGUUCUGGCCUCAACACUUCAAAACAUACAGUUGCACCUAGCAGUAGAUCUAUGGCCCUUGGUUGGUAGAAGUGCGGAUCUGCAAGAGGAAUGUCGGUGGGCAAUUCCCAUCCUUCAUAGUUGAUUCUUGACGGUAAUGAGCCAGUGAUCAGCGGCACUACAGAACAUACAAUGCGGUUGGUGUAACUUCUGAUGGUGGAUUCAAUCUGUAGUUGUCAGAAGUGAAGGGAUUCCGUUGCCCGCACGUUGCUUAUACCAUUGAUGGGCACAGAAUGCCGAUUUAGCUUGAGGCCCAACCUAUCCGCUAGGUCUCGAGACACCAGAUUCAUUUGAGAGGCACUGUCCAGAAGUGCUCAACAUUUAUGAUUUCUACCUUGACUAUCCUUAACAUUGACAACAGCGGUAGACAAAAGAACGUCCUUGUGAGGGGAAGCGCCCCUUGAUGUUGCAACAAUGUUGUCUGUAUACUGCUCAACAUGUAACGUGUGAUGGGGUUUGUUGUGAUUCCUACAGCUUCCUGAGUUGCAGCUGUUGGCUCUGUGGUCACUUCGUAGGCAAUUGUAGCAGAGGUUAUGCUCCCUUACAAGGCUGAUGUGGCUAUUGACGUUCAGGUUCUUGAAUUUCAUGCCCUUGUGCAGACUGCGAAGACGCGCAUAAUGGACAGGGGGGAGGGGAUGUGGUGACAAAGGAUCAUCGCUGUCCUCUCAAGCUUGUCCCACGUUUCAAGUCCUCCUGGGCUCCCACAGCACGAUUUCCAGGGACUGGCAGUUACUCUGCAGAAACUGAAUUAGGUCCUUCAGGCUGGGGUACACUUCGCUUGAACUACUAUUCUCCCACUGCUUCCUAAGAUUUAGACUGAUGCGCUCCAGUACCAAGUGGGACAGUAUGAUUUUGUGUAACGGUGUUUCGAUUUCAAAGUCUCCACUGCAUUUAAGUUGCUGCAGAGUUGAUUGAUUAGUAACCGCAGCUCCUUAGGAGAAUUGUGCCUUGCAUUUGGCAGAGUCAUUAAUUCCUUGAUAUGUAGAUCUGAGAUGAGCCGUGGAUUAUGGUACCGACCACGGAUCAAGUCCCACGCAACCUUAAAGUUGUCUUGAGAUACAGGCAGAUUUUCUAUGAGAUGGUGUGGCUCUCCAGAGAGGCAUGAUAAUAAGUAAUAAUAUCUCUGAAUGUCUGUGAGCGCAUCAUUACUAAUAAUCAGUGCUAUAAAUGUGUCGUAGAAAUGCAUGAAAUCUUGCAAUGCACCACUGAAUUUAGGUA
Cryptotermes secundus is the source of this 6132-nucleotide messenger RNA. It is a transcript of the gene Coq2, whose product is annotated as 4-hydroxybenzoate polyprenyltransferase, mitochondrial. Gene Ontology annotation, biological process: ubiquinone biosynthetic process. The coding region runs from base 289 to 1515 and encodes 408 amino acids. NCBI's taxonomy places the organism in Eukaryota, Metazoa, Arthropoda, Insecta, Blattodea, Kalotermitidae. Gene Ontology annotation, cellular component: mitochondrial inner membrane. The record is from RefSeq and is a predicted model, not a curated record. The transcript has 7 exons.